Etheostoma cragini (Arkansas darter) is the source of this 1881-nucleotide messenger RNA. RefSeq names its product lamin B1 (gene lmnb1). The record is from RefSeq and is a predicted model, not a curated record. The coding region runs from base 181 to 1881 and encodes 566 amino acids. Lineage: Eukaryota; Metazoa; Chordata; Actinopteri; Perciformes; Percidae. The transcript has 9 exons.
AUAUUCAAUGAGCCGCCAUAUUGGAAGCCAACCCCUCUUUCAUUCGGGUGAGAAAAGACACUUGGAGGGUAGUUUUCGGGAGUGCUGUUUUUUCUGUUGUUGGGAGUUUAACUAUAAAUCGUUAAACCGGCACACCUCGUAUCUUGUUUUGGUUUUGUUAGGGUAAUUUAGUCUUCUACAAUGGCUACCGCGGCGGCGACUCCGACCGGCCAGAGAAGCACGUGCGGCGGCGGCGGGACUCCGCUGAGCCCGACCAGGAUCAGCAGGCUCCAGGAGAAGCAGCAGCUCCGGGACCUCAACGACCGCCUGGCCGUUUACAUUGACAAAGUCCGUAGUUUGGAGGCUGAAAACAGCGUCCUCCACCUUCAAAUUAACGAGAGGGAAGACGUCCGGAGCCGGGAGGUCAGCGGACUGAAAGCCCUGUACGAGACCGAGCUAGCCGACGCCAGAAAGUGUCUGGACGAGUCGUCCAAGGAGCGGGCCUGGCUGCAGAUCGAGCUGGGCAAGAUCACGUCCGAGCAUGAGCAGCUUCUACAGAACUACAACAAGAAGGACUCUGAGGCCGCCGGCGCCCAGGCCAGGCUGAAGGACUUAGAGGCUCAGCUGAACUCUAAAGAGGCCCGGCUGGCUACAGCGCUGUCUGAGAACGAAGGCCUGGGGGCCGCACUGGCCGACCUGCGAGAACAGCUGCAGGAGAUGGAUACAGGUCUCGCUCAGGCCAGGAAGCAACUUGGAGACGAGAUGCUGCUGCGAGUUGACUUGGAAAACCGCUGCCAGAGUAUGACUGAGGAGAUGGCCUUCCGCAAGAGCAUGCAAGAGGAGGAAGUAAAGGAGGCGCGGCAGCGGUACGAGUCCCGGCUGGUGGAGGUGGACUCUGGGCGGAAGGAGGAGUACGAAUAUAAACUGACCCAGGCCCUGACUGACAUGAGAGCUCAGAACGAGGAGCAGAUCAAGAUGUACAAGGACAACAUGGAGAGCACUUACGUGGCCAAACUGGACGACCUGCGGCGGCUGGCUGAGAUGAACGGAGCGUCGGCCAACAUGAGCCGAGAGGAGCUCAGAGAGUCCAGCCUGAGGAUGGAGAGCCUCACCGCCCAGCUGGCAGCCAUGCAGAAGGAGACUCGCGGUUGGCGCGACCGUAUUGUGGAGCUGGAGGACUCCUUGGCUCAGGAGAAAGACCGGAGCCGCAGGCUGCUGGCAGACAAAGAGCGCGAGGUCCGGGAAGUGCAGGCCAGGAUGCAGCAGCAACUCAACGACUACGAACAGCUGCUGGAUGUCAAGCUGGCGCUGGACAUGGAGAUCUACGCCUACCGCAAGCUCCUGGAGGGAGAGGAGGAGAGACUGAAGCUGUCUCCCAGUCCUUCCUCCCGUGUGACGGUGUCUCGAGCCUCCUCCAGCAGCCGCAGCGUGCGCACCACUCAGGGGAAGAGGAAGCGCGUGGAUGUGGAGGAACAGGAAGCCAGCAGCUCGGUGUCGAUCGCUCACUCCGCCUCGGCUACUGGACCGAUCUGCAUCGACGAGAUCGACACGGACGGCAAGUUCAUCUGCCUCCACAACACCGGAGAGGAGGACCAGGCGAUGGUCGGUUAUGAGAUGGUUAAGACUAUCGGAAAUGCUGCAGCUACCUUCAAGUUCACACCCAAAUAUGUCCUGAAGGCUGGCCAGAAAGUCACGGUUUGGGCGUCUGAUGCUGGGGUGGGCUCCAAACCUCCCACAGACCUGCUGUGGAAGAACCAGUUGUCUUGGGGGUCAGGGCUGGACGUGCAUGUGGUGCUGAUCAACCCCCAGGGAGAGGUGAGAACACACACAUGCACACACUCAAACUCUAAUUGUAAUCACAAGCAAGAUUUUGGCUUCCCACUAUCAAAUCUGAUAUUUUAA